Messenger RNA from Arabidopsis thaliana (thale cress), 1386 nucleotides. RefSeq names its product Curculin-like (mannose-binding) lectin family protein. NCBI's taxonomy places the organism in Eukaryota, Viridiplantae, Streptophyta, Magnoliopsida, Brassicales, Brassicaceae. Bases 24 to 1295 code for a protein of 423 amino acids. Gene Ontology annotation, molecular function: carbohydrate binding. The record is from RefSeq and is marked reviewed. The transcript has a single exon.
GUUUCUAUCAAGACCUUGAAAAAAUGGCAUUAGCAUCACAUAUUCUUAUUCUUCUUUCUCUUUUUCUUCUGAUUUCCCUCGUCCGACCACAAGUUCCUCCAAUGGAGCAAUUCCGGUUCCUUAACAACGGCGACUUUGGAGAAUCCACGGUGGAGUACGGUGCAAGUUACAGAGAUUUAGGUGUAAUACGUAACCAAUUUCGUCUAUGUUUCUUCAACACCACGCCAAACGCAUUCACACUCGCUAUCGGGAUGGGGACAGGAAGUUCUGAUUCAAUCAUUCGUUGGGUUUGGCAAGCUAACCCACAAAAACCAGUUCAAGAAGAGGCUUCUCUUUCGUUUGGACCGGAGGGAAACCUUGUCCUCGCCCAGCCAGAUGGCAGAGUCGUAUGGCAGACCAUGACAGAAAAUAAAGGUGUUAUAGGCUUGACCAUGAACGAAAAUGGAAAUCUUGUGUUGUUUGAUGAUGGAGGAUGGCCCGUGUGGCAGAGCUUUGAAUUCCCAACGGAUACACUCUUGGUCGGUCAGUCUUUAACACUCGAUGGGUCGAAGAACAAGCUCGUAAGCCGCAACAAUGGGUCUUAUAGUCUUAUCUUAGAGCCCGACCGACUCGUUCUAAACCGUUUAAUCCCUCGUAGCAACAACAAAUCCCUUGUGUAUCACAUUAUAGAGGGUCGGUUUAUUCCAAGCGCCACUCUAUACUCGGCUAAAGACCAAGGGACCACGACUCAAUUGGGCCUAGCCACGCCGGGGCUCAGGCCUGAGUUUCCAUAUAAACAUUUUCUCGCAAGGCCUAGAUUCAACGCCUCACAAAGUUUCCUUAGGCUCGACGCUGAUGGAAAUCUUAGGAUUUACUCUUUCGAUUCCAAGGUCACGUUUCUUGCAUGGGAAGUAACGUUCGAGCUUUUCAACCACGACAACAACAACGAGUGUUGGUUACCGUCCAAGUGUGGAGCGUUUGGGAUUUGUGAGGACAAUCAAUGUGUGGCUUGUCCGUUGGGAGUGGGCUUAAUGGGCUGGAGUAAGGCUUGUAAGCCUAAGAAGGUGAAGAGUUGUGAUCCGAAGAGUUUUCAUUAUUAUAGACUUGGAGGUGUUGAGCAUUUCAUGACUAAGUAUAACGUUGGUCUUGCGCUUGGAGAGAGCAAGUGUCGGGGUUUGUGUAGUGGAGACUGUAAAUGUUUGGGGUAUUUUUUCGAUAAAAGUAGCUUUAAGUGUUGGAUUAGUUAUGAGCUUGGGACUUUAGUCAAAGUGUCUGAUUCCAGAAAAGUGGCUUAUAUCAAAACUCCUAAUGUGUGAUCAGUAACGUGUAGAAAAGGCAAAAAACAUAAUGGGCUUAAAGUACUAAUAAGCCCAUUAUAUGUACGACUUAAUAAAGGCCUUUUUAUCU